This is a messenger RNA of Acanthoscelides obtectus, 880 nucleotides long. NCBI's taxonomy places the organism in Eukaryota, Metazoa, Arthropoda, Insecta, Coleoptera, Chrysomelidae. The record is from the annotation of a GenBank genome assembly.
CGGUGAGUGUAGACAAACAGCUCCGAGGAACCCUUUCUAACGUAUCUGUGGGUGGUUGGCUGUUUGGACAAAAUAUGGGUGAUCGGGUGAAAGCAGCUCGUGAAAUGGAAAAAUUGUCAUUCAACCUGAUGCCUAAAGCAGUUACUGCUACACUGACGUCUUCGGUAAACUUCAAGGGUCUGCCUCGAGUGAAUGUCAAGGGUUAUCGAGGCAGGCCGAAAUACUCACGGAAAACCCCGAGUUUCGAAGGCAAGACUCCUCGGAAAGCCCCCCGAUCAACGAAAGAAAUUCGUCCAGCAUACAGAACCAAUCAAACCCAAGCCUAUCAAAAGCGGACCCUUUAAAGAGAAGAGUGUACUUGUGCCAUGCACAGAAAUUAGGUAUUUGGGGUUUCUAUAUAAUACAAUAGAUAUGUCCUUAAGCCUACCUAUAGACGAACAAAACAGUAUUUCAGAACAUAUGCGCAGGUUCGUGAAUAAAACAACCUUCCCUAUCCGGGAGUUUGCGAAAUUGAUUGGAGAUUUUAAUAUUGCCAAAAGAAAAGUGGAGAAAGCCAAAACUACCAGAUAUCUAAUCUGCAAAUGGAAAUAUAUCUCAAAGCAAAAUGAUUAGAAAGAACCCAAAAUAUCAUAUCAGUGCCACAGAGGCUUUGGAAUCUGAUGUAAAAUGCACAGUUUUCUCUGCAUUUCCGGAAAACAUUUUUUAAGAUAUUGAAAGAAUUGUCUAAAGUUAUUUCAAAUGAAUUGCCUCAGACGAUUGAUUCAUUUUUAUAGUGAUCUUCAUACUUUCUAUAUAGAUUUAUUUUCAUUGCUUAUAAUAUUACGUGUAAAUGGUCUGUGUCUGUAAGUUAUGAAGUAUGAACUAGAUAUCAAACCUCAAG